AAGAACAAUUGGUUCAAGGUUUUCAAAUCCAAUGGACGGAGUUUAUAGAGAUUAAGAAAGACAAAGCACGUUUUAGAAAGAUACCGACAUGAAUUUUCUGGUGAAUAUUGUCAUUGCUAUAACAGCAAUGUGUGCCCUAACCUCAUCAUCAAGACAUGGUCUUCGAAAAGAUAUCCUUACAGAUUAUUCAAAGGAGUUACGUCCAGACGAUAAUCCGAUAACUGUAAACCUGAAGUUCACUGCCUUUAGAUUAAUUAACUAUGACGAUAAGGACGGAAAAUUCACACUAAGCGGAAUUCUGGAGCUGUCUUGGUUAGACGGGAGGAUCGCUAAAAAAUGGGAGUCUUCGUUAAAUAAUGAUGAUCAUGAUAUUAACAUGUAUUUCCUGGAUACCGAAGUCUGGACGCCGCGUAUUCUUCAGAUGAAUCCACACAGUCGAUAUGAAUUAGAGCAAAUGUUUCAAAACUCAGUCAUGUUUGACAAAAGCGGAUUAGCACUGAUGAUGAAAAUGGACAUAUUUACCUCUGACUGCAAUGCCGAUUUUUCGUUCUUCCCGUACGACACACAAACCUGUUCUAUCGAUGUAGCUGCAUGGGGUUUCUUCAACGAAGAAAUUGUCUUUACACCAAACAGGAGCAAAGUUAACAUGGAUCAUUUUGAAAUAAACAACUUUUGGAAAGUGAAAGACACAAGGAUCAGUGUGAGUAGUAUUAAGAAGGAGGGAACCUCACCUAUUCCAUUGGCUAGAAUAGAGUUUAUCAUCAAGCGUCGCGCGGCAUUUUUUGUACUUUUUCUGAUUUUGCCGAUCCUUUUCAUGGAAAUUCUCCAGCUGUUUGUGUUCAUGUUGCCAUGGGAUUGCGGUGAACGUUCCAGUUACUCUGUGACUGUUCUUCUGGCAAUAGCUGUAUAUCUGACCAUAGUCACUCAGCAAAUCCCUGAAUCUUCAGGACCCACCCUUUCUAUUUUAGCCAUGAAGAUGGUCAUGGAUCUGUCCAUUGCCUGUAUGGUGCAGAUAUUUGUGAUCAUCAGUCACGUUAACUACAAUUUACGUAAUCGAAGUUACAAGGAACUCUCACGCGGGUUCUUUCCGAGAUUGUUGAUCUGGGCUAAAUACAAAGAUUUGGGAUGCGAUUUAGAAAAGGGAUUCUUUGCUUUUACGAUCCUUGUAAUCCUGUUUUCCAAUAUUAUAUUCUUGGCAAGGUUGAAUCAGGAUCCGUAACAAUUAAACAUUUUUUUUGUGGUUGUUUAAUUUUUUUCAGGAAAAGACUACAUGCUAUUUGAGUAAGACAUCAACAAAAUCUCUUUUAUUUCAUUGUAUAUUGUAACAACAUAGUUUUGAUCUAUAAAGCCUAAGCGUGUUAAUCAGAAAACUGACUGAAUGUGACUUAUGUACUGUGCUUUAUGCUGCUGUUGUUAUCCUGUAUAAAUUUCAUGGUUCCUAUGUAGGUAUGCUUUUUUGUAUGGUGAAGGUAUAUUUUGUUUUGUUACCGUUACUUUUUUCCUACAUCGGUUUUGCACCGUUUGUGCCUGUUAAAAACUUUAAUUGUAUUAUCAAUAUUUAAUUAUAGUCACUAUAU
This is a messenger RNA of Saccostrea echinata, 1577 nucleotides long. RefSeq names its product neuronal acetylcholine receptor subunit beta-3-like. The record is from RefSeq and is a predicted model, not a curated record. Gene Ontology annotation, molecular function: extracellular ligand-gated monoatomic ion channel activity; transmembrane signaling receptor activity; neurotransmitter receptor activity. Bases 89 to 1219 code for a protein of 376 amino acids. The transcript has 2 exons. Gene Ontology annotation, cellular component: neuron projection; synapse; membrane. Gene Ontology annotation, biological process: monoatomic ion transmembrane transport; signal transduction; regulation of membrane potential. NCBI's taxonomy places the organism in Eukaryota, Metazoa, Mollusca, Bivalvia, Ostreida, Ostreidae.